This is a messenger RNA of Besnoitia besnoiti, 1986 nucleotides long. RefSeq names its product phosphotransferase enzyme family protein. The transcript has 9 exons. Gene Ontology annotation, cellular component: cytoplasm. Gene Ontology annotation, molecular function: ethanolamine kinase activity; choline kinase activity. The record is from RefSeq and is a predicted model, not a curated record. Gene Ontology annotation, biological process: phosphatidylethanolamine biosynthetic process; phosphatidylcholine biosynthetic process. Lineage: Eukaryota; Apicomplexa; Conoidasida; Eucoccidiorida; Sarcocystidae. Bases 1 to 1986 code for a protein of 661 amino acids.
AUGGAGAAUGCUGUUUUCAUCGGGAGCAUGCCUCUCGGCAAACAGUUGGGAUCUCAACCGUUUUUUCGGGGGUCGCGCGUCUCGCUCUGCGGUCAAGCUCCUGCGCCCCCGACGCGAGCGCUUCUGAUACGGCGGACCGCAAUCCUCGGACUAGUCCUAUCGUGUUUUGUCGCCCGUCCCCGCGCCUCUUCCUGGCACGAGAUCAACGCGUCGAACGCGUUCCCACGGGUGUUUACGAUUUUUGCCGCAGCAACGGGCGCCGAGUCGGGCAGCAGCCCCGGUGAUGGGUCGCUCGCUGCUGGGGGAGGCGCUCAGGCGCCUGACCCGCAGCAGAUUUUGAAAUUGGUCACAGAGAAACCGACCGAAGAGCGUCCCUUACCGGAAGAUAAUCAGGCGCGUCUGAAGGACCCCUCUGAUGUCGGCGACGGCUCUGACUCGGGGCUCGGCGCCUCCGCCCACCCUCGACGGCAGUUCAGCGCGGCCAAACUGCAAGCCCUUGCAAGGUGCUGUCUGAAAGUUUGGGAUGGCCUUCCAGCAGCGGCCGUGACUGUUUCGCCUCUCUUCGGGGGGCUGAGCAACAUGCUUUUCGUCGCCGAUGCCGACGUGCCCGCUGCAGCAGCCGAAGACGAGGGUCACCCACGGGAGUCUGACGGCAGAAAGCGGCGUCAGUCUGAAACGCAGUUCACGUAUUCCCGCGACGAAUGCCCCUGCAGUGCAGACGACCCUUCUAAGACGUCUCAAAACUGGGAUGCAGCGAGUGCGCCGCGCCGCGUUUUGAUCCGAAUCUACGGUCACACAGGCGAGGAGCUGUUUGACGCCUCGGAGGAACGCCACGUGUUUAAACAGCUCGGGCAGCUCGGCAUCGCACCGAAAUGUCUGGCUGAGUUCCCAGGCGGCCGAAUUGAAGAGUGGAUUUAUGGGCGCAGCCUGACCCCCGCGGACCUUCAGAACGACGAGGUGCAAAGGAAGCUCGCCGUUUUGCUAGGAGAUUUCCACCAAGUUAUCCUUCCCCGCUGGUCGACUGUCAGAUCUUCCAACUGCCGGUGGUCGCGUCAGCUGCCGGCCGUUGCCAGCAAAUUUCACGAGGAGGAACUCGAGCGCUUCAAGACUUUCAGUCGCACCCAGUGCGAGUGCGUUUUCUGCCGCAUUUACUUGUGGAGUGAGUUUGCGACGAAGGGCCCUGCUGCGCAGAUCGCGCGUGUCUCUCAAGUCCCCCCCCUGGCGGCCUCGAUCUUCCAAGGCGAGCGGACAGGACGUCCCCAAGAAGGCGCAGCGCCCGCUGCGCGUGGCGGCCUCGGGGCGCUGCUGUCCGUCGCCGAACGGAGCCGGUUCGACGCCUUAGGCCUGGUUGCCUACUAUCAGCGAGAAGCAGAGAAACUCGAGAACGUGAUGCUUGACCGCAUGGCGGCCGAACUCGCGCCUACACACCUGGAGACAGUGUACGGAUCGCUUGAUCGGUGGAUGCUGCUCUCUGGCGCUUCGCCUGUCCUCGCACACAACGACGUGCAGGAAAACAACGUGAUGAUGACGACAGACGGCAAGCUGCGUUUUAUCGAUUUCGAGUACUCUGGCAAGAAUUUGCGGUCCUUCGACAUCGGCAACUUGUUCAGGGAGAUGACCAUCAACUAUACAGCUGCCCCAGAGUAUCCGUUCUUUUCGGUGAAUUUGCUCGACUACCCUUCGCUGCGUGUGCGGCGGCAUUUUAUUGCCCACUACUUGGCGCAUCUUCUUCGUGCGCAUUUUCCGGCAUCUACUGGCUUGCGGGGAACGCUCACUAAGGCGAUAGUCGAGCAUUUCGAGGUGAUGGUCGAGCUGGCGGGUCUCGCCUCGGAUCUGCAGUGGGCCUUCUGGUCUCUCAGCAAGAUGCAGACCGCCGAGCCCGAGGGUGAAUUUUCGCACAUUCAAUACGCGCUUACCCGGCUAGCCAUGUAUGAGCAGAAGAAGGACGAGCUUAUUAGACGGGGAGUCCUUCACGGCAGAACUUGA